This is a messenger RNA of Wyeomyia smithii (pitcher-plant mosquito), 3497 nucleotides long. RefSeq names its product zinc finger protein 84-like. Bases 453 to 3230 code for a protein of 925 amino acids. The record is from RefSeq and is a predicted model, not a curated record. The transcript has 3 exons. Gene Ontology annotation, biological process: regulation of immune system process; negative regulation of transcription by RNA polymerase II; regulation of cytokine production. Lineage: Eukaryota; Metazoa; Arthropoda; Insecta; Diptera; Culicidae.
UGUUGCAUACCAGAGAUGCCAGAUGUUUUUAAAAUAGGUUACGACUGCUCGAAAAACCGCAUCAAUUUGCUUGAAAUCUAAUGGGAAAAAAACUAUCCGUGCUUCGAAAAAAUCUCCCGCAUAGGCAGAAGUUUGCAAAAUAUCUACAUAAAUUUUGAAAAAGUCUGCGUAAACAUGGGGAGACUCUGACAAAAAUCUGCAAAUAUGUGCGUAUCAAUAAAAUCUAACCCCGGACUCUCAAAAUCUGCCUGAUAUCCCUGGUUCUUCUGAGCGGUGAAUCCGGUGAAUCGGGUGAACCAUCCCAAUAGCGUUUUCGAGCAGUUGCAGACCCUGCAGACCUGUUUCAAGAACAUCUGGCAGCUCUGCUUUCUGUCAAUGCUCAGUGUUUUGAUUUAAUUUGAUAAUACAUAUUACAUUGUUAUGUUUAUGGUGGAAGAAUCUGGGCACGAAAAAUGCGUAAACUUUGCAGAAUUUGUAAUUUAUUGGGAGUUGGUGUAGACGGUACGGUACACCUUAAAAUGUGCAACAUAUUUUCCGCAGCAGAGGAAACACCACUAGCAACAUUAAUGCAAGAUUUGGUUAACAUUCAGAUAUCAGACAACGGUCAACGAUCACAGUACAUCUGUUUCGAUUGUAUGCAGCAGGUUAAAAUAGGUCAUCAAAUUUGGAAAAGGAUUCGUGAUGUGGAACUGCAGCCAUGUCCAGUGAUUACAAAGAAUGAAAAAAAUCGUGAUGGUGGAUCAGUCGAAUUAGAGUUUGUUCGAAACACCGAAAUUAAACCAGAACAAAUACCGGAAGGUGAAACUAAGGAUGACUAUCUCUACGAAUUUUUGGAAGACGAGUUCGUGACUGAUGAUGGUAAUAAUUCUGCAGUUACAACAUUCACAAAGGAUGCUGAGCGUGAUUCCUGUUCUGAAGAUCGUGAAUAUUCUGAAGAAGAUCCCACGAAAUUAUCCCUGCAACGUACCAUGAGAAAGGUUCAAUUUGAAAUGCCCAACCCACAAGUCGUUCUACGAAUCGACGAUAUGCCAGACCAUUUAGUCGUAGAAGUGAAAGGCGACCGAUGCUGCGGGUGUAGUUUUGUUGGAGAAAACAGAAGAGAACUUUUGCAGCACUCUACUAGUGCACACUCUAUCGAAAUCGAAGGAACUGGAAAUUACUGUCCCAUUUGUUUCUACAAAUUUGCAACAGAAAACAGCCUAACGAGGCAUAUCGACGCAUGCAAAUCGAGAAGCAUUUUUGUUUGCAAGAACUGUGAGCAGUACUUCAACCGACAACAUCAGAUUGAAGCUCAUUUGCAGAUUUGCAAAAUAGCAGGUAUUAGUGGCGAAAAAGUGGAGGAGUUUGUUGAAUCAACCGAUGGUGAAUAUGAUUCGAAUGCUGAGUUUUUGCUGAGUGAAAGUGAAAAUGAAAGUAACGUUGACAGUGAUGAAAACUCAAAACACCGAAAUAACGAUUGGACUGUUUCAAUGGAGCAAACAGAAUUUUCAUCUGGAAGCGCACAGUCAACAAGUUAUCCUAACUUCAUAAAAUUAAGCAACGUAAUUGAUUGUCAUGGUGUGCAACCUAGUAGUAUCCCUGAGUCCCAGAUUGUACAACGGGUUACCUUUCAAACGUUUCAGUAUCUCCGAUUGACAGGCGAGCGUUGUUGUGGAUGUGAUUUUAUUUGCUCUAAACGAGACCAACUCUUCAAUCAUGUUCAACAAUUGCAUGUACGAAAGGUUAACCUGUCCAAAGAAUUUAUUUGUCCAAUAUGCUAUCAAAGUUAUGCUAACGAAAAAGAACUUUCGAAGCAUAUUAACUAUUUCACCAGCAAAGAUUUGCUUAUUUGUUCUAUUUGCGAUGAAGUAUUUUGUGGUAUUGAAGCUCUGAAUCACCAUCAAAAGAAAAGCGUGAAACAUACGCAAAAUUUGCUUCAAGCAAACCAAGAAAAGAUGCUAACCACAACCGAAUUCAACGACGAAGAUGUGUUGAAACUAUUCAAAGCUGAAGUGACGGACAAAAUUAAAGCUAAAACUCGCACGAGAUCUAACAGACGGUCCAUUACGAAGCACCGACAUUUAACAAUGCCAGACACACAACUCAUUGAGCGAAUUGAGGAAUAUGAAAACUAUAAGGUAAUUACCGUAACUGGAGAGCGCUGCUGUGGGUGUGGACAGUUUUUCGAAACGUACAAUGAGCUACUUCAACAUGGUCACCAAAUCCACCUGAUAGACAACGCAGAUGCUGCUGGAGAAUACCAAUGUAUUGUUUGUUUCGCACGUUUUGAGUUUGUCAGAGGGCUGUUGUUGCAUCAAUCAUCGCGCAAGUCGGUUAGUAAACUCUUCCACUGUAAUAUCUGUAAUUUGAUCUUCUCCAAGCAAUUUACUAUGAAUAGACAUAUACAGACUGCUCACUCAAUAGAUCAUGAUCCCGAAAACAACGCACAACAAAUUGGGUUGAAGCAAAAUCAAGACAUAGUCGAGACUCUCCCCGUCAAUGUGCGAAACAAGCAAUCUAAAAUCAACGGUAAAUACGUUUGUUGUUUACCAAAAUGCGCCAAAGAAUUUUCCAGCGAAGAUUUACUGCUUGAUCACUGUUCAACAGAUCAUUCCGGUAAGCGACGUGAAAAUGAAGCUGAGAGAAGUAGCGAGUCGAACGUCUGCCCGGGAUGUAAUAAAUCCUUCGAAAACACCACCUGCCUUGUAUGGCAUCGAUUUACGCGCUUCACUAAGCACUAUCAAUGUCGUUUUUGUGAUCAAACAUUUACACGUUGGUCUGUCUACCGAGAGCACGAAAACACAGUCCAUUUGGGCAAAACAACAGAAUUCCCCUGCGAAACUUGUGGAAAGGUGUUCCGAACAGCAGCACGUUUGAAGGCACACCUGGAGAUACACUCUAGUUUACGGAAACACGUUUGUAGUGAUUGCGGAGCCAGCUUCCGAAACAAGGGAGUUCUUAAGCGUCACAGGCGAGCCGUACAUUCCACCGAAUUUCUCUUCGACUGCAAUCAAUGCCCGAAAAAGUUUCCCACCCAAGAGCAGCUGAACGCUCACAGUCGUGUGCACUCAGGAGCUAAACCGUACAACUGUCGGUUUUGUAAACGUGCUUUCUCGCACUUUACCGAUCGCAAGCGACACGAAAUGUCCACCCAUACUGGCGAACGACCCCAUCAGUGCAUUUACUGCCCGGCGGCAUACGUGCGCAAUCGUGAGCUGAUUAUUCACAUGCAGAAACAUGAAGUGUUGUAGAAUCAAUGUGCCUGGUGCGUAGUACGUUUUUCAUAUUACGGGAUGCACAUGGUUUUGUCUACUUUAAAGUGUUUAAAAUUGAGUUAAGUGAAGUCGAGAAAGUAAACAAAUUUUUCAACGAAUAAACUUGUAGUAAACAAUGACUAGGAAUAACUAGUGUUUGUUGAAACUUCGCCAUCUGUAACCAGUAACACAACUCAAACCCUUGCAUGUUUCUCUUUGACCCAUUUCGGAGAAGUCAUAAAUACUGCCUUCAUUAUCGUUUUA